UCCUGAGCCCAGCAGAGUUCUAGAACUGUACCCAGCAUCCUUUUCGAGCUCAACAUGGAGGAACUGACGGUGGAGGUCCGUGGCUCCAAUGGAGCUUAUUAUAAGGGCUUUGUCAAAGACGUUCACGAUGACUCGCUCUCCGUUUCGUUUGAGAAUAACUGGCAGCCUGAAAGACAAGUUCCCUUCAGCGAUGUGCGGUUACCUCCUCCUGCUGACGGCAAGAAGGAGAUCAGCGAGGGAGAGGAAGUGGAGAUUCUGUCGCGAGCGAACGAGCAGGAGCCCUGCGGCUGGUGGCUGGCCAAAGUGCGCAUGAUGAAAGGAGCCUUCUACGUUAUCGAGUACGUGGCGUGUGACGCUACCUACAACGAGAUUGUGACGUUCGAGCGCCUCCGCCCGGUCAACCGCAGUAAAGCUGUGACGGAGAACACGUUCUUCAAGUGCAGCGUUCCUGUCCCAGAUGAUCUCAGAGCAGCAUGUGAGAACGAACAAGCCCACAAGGACUUCAAAAAGGCGGUCGGAGCCAUUCGGAUCGUUUACAGCCCGGAGCAAAGUGAACUGGUUGUGUUGUCCAUGAGUGAAGCCACUGUCAAGCGCGUCUCUCUGCUGAGUGACAUGCACUUACGCAGCAUCCGCACCAAACUCCUGCUCAUGUCCCGCAACCAGGAGGCCACCAAACAUCUGGAGAGUACGAAGCAGCUGGCCUCGGCGUUUCAGGAGGAGUUCACCGUGAGAGAGGACCUCAUGGGUCUGGCCAUCGGAAGCCAUGGCAGUAACAUUCAGCAGGCCCGAAAGGUGCCUGGAGUUACCGCCGUCGAGCUGGACGAGGACACGCGCACCUUCAGGGUGUACGGAGAGACUGCUGAGGCGGUACAGAAAGCAAGGAAUUAUCUGGAGUUUCUGGAAGAUGCAGUGCAGAUUCCUCGCAAUCUUGUUGGGAAGGUUAUUGGAAAAAGUGGCAAGGUUAUCCAGGAGAUUGUGGAUAAAUCUGGUGUAGUGAGAGUACGCAUCGUAGGAGACAACGACAACAAACUCCCACGACAGGAAGGAAUGGUGCCAUUUACAUUUGUUGGAACGAAGGAGAGCAUCAGCAAUGUUCAGGCCCUGCUGGAGUACCAUAUAUCUUAUCUGAACGAGGUGGAGCAGCUGCGGCUUGAGCGGCUGCAGAUUGACGAGCAGCUGCGUCAGAUCGGGAUGGGCUACAGGCCUGUCCCAAACCGCCCCAACGCUGAAGAGAGCAGCACCCACAUCAACCGCUCGUACUCCAGCAGGGGCCGUGGCCGCCGGGGGCCCGCACACAUGUCCGGCUACGGCACUAACUCCGAGCACUCGUACGCCUCGGAGACGGACUCGGAGCGCAGGGAGGAGCUGAGCGACUGGUCCAUGGCAGGAGAGGAGGCCGAGCACAUCCCCAGACAGCAGAGGGAGAGCCGGAGGAGACCGGGAGAGGGACGGGGACGCAGAGGACCUGGGGGCAGGGGACGCGGAUCAGGAAGAGGGCCGUCCGACUCCAUCAGCUCAGUCCUGAAGGAUCCAGAUGGAAACCCGUACAGUCUGCUGGACAACACCGAGACGGAUCAGACCGCAGACACAGAUGGCAGUGAGUCCCAGGUGAACCCCAGCCGUCGCAGGCGCUCUCGUCGCCGCCGCACAGAUGAAGACAGCACAGUCAUGGAUGGCAUGAGCGAGUCUGACAACGCCUCCCUCAGCGAGAACGGCCUCGAUGAUGCUGAAGCUAAACCCCAGCGGCACAAUCGUAGCCGCCGCCAUCUCCAGCCUCCUGAAGAGAGACAGCCGAGCACCGUUACUGUGGCUGACUACAUAUCACGAGCCGAAUCUGAGAGCAGACAGAGAAACGCGAGAGAUCUGAGGAAGAACAAAAACCACAUGGGUCAAGUGGAGCUCAUAUCGGAGCACAGCCCCGCUGAAGCCGUGAGCAACGGCCCCACCAAAGCAGACGAUCAGAGCAAAAUGCCGCGAGCUUCUGCUGAGAAGACACCCAAAGCCAAGCCAGCCGUCGUCAACGGAGUCUCCUAAUCCGUUCGCUUCAUUUCUCCAAACUCAUAACCUUUACAGUUUUACAAUAGUGCUUGUACAAGCUUGCCAAAGAUAGACGUACGGACUUCCACAUUCUCGAUUGCACUUUUCAGUUCCUUCACUAUGGAACAGAUAAUUACAAUGAAAAAAAUAAACUUACGUCACACCUGUAUUCCUGAUCGGAUGUUGUGCCUUCAGAGCAUAGUUUCAACAUUUUGUUGGCUGGCUAUAGAGCAAACAAACUGAAAAAAAAACACUUGUCUGAAUACAGAAAGAUUUGCAGACAUCCUUAGCUGCUUUUUGUUACGUUUUUAAUAUGCAACCACUUCUUCACGAGGGGUUAUGGGGAAACAAGGAGGUUUUGCACUGAAGUAAUUUCUUGACCUUUAGAAUAAUGUUAGUCUGGAAACUGGUCUGCUAACUGUCCAUUUUAAAUGCUGUAUGUACAACACUUCCUGAAUGAUUGCAUUGGGUUCAUCUUUUGACUGUUGGGUUGUUGUAAUGGUGGCAACCAAGACGGUUUUUUUUGGUUUAUUUAUUUUUAACUGUACAGUAUUUAAAGUUAACAACGCAGUGGUUUUUAACACUAAACUGCAUUGAACUUCUUAGCACACAGAUUACAAAUCUGGGCUACUGAAAGCUCAAUUUUCAGAUGUUUUGUUCUGUAAACUACGUUCUUUAGUCCUUGUUUUUUUUUUUAAGAUCAUUCUGGUUGUUUGAUGUGCAAUAUGUUUUGUAUGCAGGUAGUUCAUAAAUAAACAUUUGAUCUUCCAGCCAAA
Molecule: messenger RNA, 2813 nt
Organism: Carassius carassius (crucian carp)
Lineage: Eukaryota; Metazoa; Chordata; Actinopteri; Cypriniformes; Cyprinidae
Product: RNA-binding protein FXR1-like
Exons: 17
Coding region: 55-2034 (659 amino acids)
Biological process (GO): regulation of dendrite morphogenesis; anterograde axonal transport; regulation of translation at postsynapse, modulating synaptic transmission
Cellular component (GO): dendritic spine; axon; membrane
Molecular function (GO): translation regulator activity; protein homodimerization activity; mRNA 3'-UTR binding
Source: RefSeq, a predicted model, not a curated record